CAGACACAAAAGUUUGUUCAUUACUAGAGAGUGUAGAUCCACUGAAGACACCUGAAGGUUAAAGCUUUAAGUCUUGAAGAUGAUAACCACCACAGUACAGUUUCAAACACUGUUCCGUCUGUAUCUCAUGAUGAUCCUCAUAACAAGUCAGACAACGGCCUUUAUGACUCUUUGGACAAAAUCUAAAAAGCAUCAGGACAUAACUCGUGAUGCAAUUCUACAGACAACAGCUGAUGUCUGCAAACUGCGAGCACUCAAUCAGGGACGAGAUUUUCUUCUGAAAUUCCCACUGACAGUAGACUCAGUGGCAGAAGCUUGUUUCUCAUCUCAUUUUGCCAAACACUUUCACAGGAGCAUCAACGAGAUAAAUCAUCACAAUGCCUGGGUUGACUUUUCGAAAAUGUUUAUCCCAAGUUACCAUUUUAACAGCGAGGAGUUUUUAUCUGGACGGGAUCUUAUUACUAAAGGAGUUUCUGCUGUCAAAUACAGUGUCAGGCAACAGAGCUAUCAAGCUGCUAGAGAGGCGCUUGGUAAAAUCCUACACACUUUGCAGGAUUUUUACAGUCAUAGUAACUGGAUUGAGCUGGGAAAGCGAGAACCGUAUUCCACCCUGAUUAAACCAGACACCCCGAUCAGCAACAUAGCAGAUUCAGAAACAUGCAGAAAAUGUACUGGUGACACCUGUACAGGAAACAUCCUGGAAGAGGUCAUUGAAAAGCAGAAACUAACAUCAGGAUACUAUGGCUUGUCCAAACCAAAAGGAAAGUGCAGUCAUGGAGGAUUACUUGAUAUAUCAAGUUGGUUUGAAGGUGGCAUAAAUAAGGAUACAGACAGCUCCCACCAUGGUUAUCUGCAUUAUGAGGCGGCAUCGGUAGCUACUGCUGCUACCAGAGAACUACUGGAAGAUAUCAGAGCAGCGAUUGGAGAUUCUGAAUUUCUUAGACUGAUGGGAUUCAGCCCGACAUUGUGUUUUGUUAUUGACACCACUGGCAGCAUGGGUGAUGACAUUGAUGAGGUCAGAAGAAAAGCUUUUUCUAUCAUUGACAGUAGAAUAGGCACAGCAGCUCCACCCUCAGAAUACAUCCUCGUGCCAUUUAAUGACCCUGAUUAUGGCCCACUAACAAGAACAACUGAUCUGAAUCAGUUUAAAGUGCAAAUUAAUGCACUUAGACCUCACGAUGGAGGAGAUGCCCCUGAAAUGUGUCUUUCAGGUCUCCAGCUUGCCCUCACUGGAUCUCUUCCACAGUCUGAGAUUUUUGUUUUCACUGAUGCUGAUGCAAAAGAUAAAUGGUUGACAAGCACUGUGCGAGUACUGAUUGAGAAAACAAAGUCUGUUGUGAACUUUAUGUUAACUAAUGGCUUUAGUCUUCGGCGUCGCAGAUCUGUCCAUCGCCAACAGCGAGCAUCCACUGGGCUAUCCACUCAGUUGAACCAGGUCUACCAUGAGCUGGCUCAGGCCUCUGGGGGUCAGGCUAUUGAGGUCACCAAAGCAACAUUGGGCCAAGUCACUGGCAUUAUUGCAAUUAUCUCCAGCCCUACACUGGUAACUCUCUUUCAGGCUGUAAGAAACCCAGGAGAUGCUGAAAUCUUCUCAGUCUUUGUGGAUUCUUCUUUGCAAAAUCUGACAAUUUACAUCACAGGCAACUCUCCAGUUUACACCAUCACUAGUCCCUCAGGAGUCUCACAGAACAGCACUAAACUGAAUGGGACUUUGGGGCUUAUUCAGAAGGUUGGUAACUUCCACAUAGUGCAACCAAAUAUUGCAGAGCAGGUUGGACUGUGGCUCUUCAGUAUUAAUUCCACACAGCCCUACAGCAUCAAAGUUAUUGGUCAAAGUGUUGUCGACUUCAUGUUCUACUUUGUAGAACUUUCCGAAGGGCUUCAUCCAAGCUAUGCUGUAUUAAACAGCCGGCCUACAGCAAACAAUAAUGUCACCCUGUUGGUGACCUUGGUCGGUGGAGACAGUGUGAAACUUACAGAGGUAUCUCUGGUUGAAGCCUCAAGUUUCAUCUCUUUUAAUGGGUCACUAGAAGAGGUAACUAGUGGGCAGUACUUUGUGACCUUCAACAGAGUCCCAGCAGGAGAGUUUACAGUUCGUGUGGUUGGACAGAUCAGUUCCUCAAGAUCUUCAAAUAACACCUUUCAGAGACAAUCACCAACUCAAUUCCAAACAUCAACUGUGAUCAUUACUACUCAACCAGUUGGAACAAUGGAACCAGGAAAACAAUUCACUCUCCCAUUCACAAUUGCAACCAAUGGCACUGGAGGAAUCUUUAACAUAAGUGCCAACAAUGAUCGCAAUUUUAAUACUCGCUUUAACACAUCUGUAACUCUCGUUAGUGGGGUCAGUGUGAAUGAUACAGUAACUCUCACUGUUCCUGAAAAUAUUACCUCUGGAACUGAUGUCACUGUGACAAUUGAAGCUAAAGCAGCUAAUGGAACUGACUCCAACUAUGCUGUGCUGCGCAUUGCUGUUAUUGCUCCGGUAAAAGAUUUUACUCCUCCCUUGUGUGAGGCAGUUAGUGUAAAGGCUAACUGUUCAGGCAACUGCAGCCUUUCCUCAUGGUAUCUCACUGCCAACGUGACUGAUGGAAAUGGGUCAGGAAUUCAGAGUGUGAGAACCCUCCAGGGAAACGGGAACCUCACCACCACCACUGUGCUCAGAGACACAGGUGUGAAUGUCACUAUGGUCAUCUACAAUGCCUCUUGCUGUUCCCAGAACCUGGAACUGGUUGCUGUGGAUAAAGCAGGAAAUGUUGCUACCUGUUUUAAUAUUGUAAAGGCUACAGAACCCACCAACCAAACCAGCACUAAUAGUGCUGAAUGUUGUUUGUGUUUGCCAGUCUUCAUUUGGCUCAAUGUCGGAGUAUCAUUUUACCAAUUAAUGCAGUUCUAAGAAUACAGAGAGUAAAAAAAUAUGUAAUGUAUUUAAACUUAAUUUAAGUCUAAACCCAGUUUAAAUACUGAAUGUAUUACUCUUUGAUUUGAGGGUCUAUUAUCAUUAUCAAAUAUCAGUGCAUAAACCAUAUGUGCUAAUCAUAUUAAAGAAACAAUUUUUG
This is a messenger RNA of Hemibagrus wyckioides, 3059 nucleotides long. RefSeq names its product von Willebrand factor A domain-containing protein 7-like. NCBI's taxonomy places the organism in Eukaryota, Metazoa, Chordata, Actinopteri, Siluriformes, Bagridae. The transcript has 17 exons. The record is from RefSeq and is a predicted model, not a curated record. The coding region runs from base 80 to 2896 and encodes 938 amino acids.